CGGCGGGCAGCGGCGGCGCCCAUGGCGUUCAGCGCCUGGCAGAUCCUCUCGCCGGUGCAGUGGGCCCGCUGGACCUGGUCGGCGGUGCGGGGCGGGGGCAGCCCCGAGGAGGGAGACGGCGGGGCCGGUGCCGCCGAGGAGGAUGAUGGUGAUGAUGAGGAGGAGGACCAGGACCCGCCGGCGGGGGGCUCGGGCCUCGGCUUCAGCUCGGACUCCACUGAUAAUUUUGAGACCCCUGAAGCAGAAACACCAAGCUGCUCGCCACUCAAGGAGUUCUGCGAGCCACCGGGAUCGCCGGAGCCCGGGACCCAAGAGCCAGGUGACCUGCUGGUAGGGGAAGUCCACCGGGACAGCUCGCCUGGGAAGCACCCCAAAGAUGAGGCUCAAGCAGAGAUUGGAGCCCCUAGAUCCAGUUUGGAUGCUGAAGGGGAAGCUGAGCCCGACAAGUCGCCCCUGAUGCAGCCCCUGGCCGGGCUGGGCUGCAGGGCUGACCCUGGGCAGGCUGCUGUGCCCCCUGUGCUGCCAGCCCCCGUGGGCACUGCCACCCGGCCCAUGGCAGGAGGGGACACGGCUGACACCGGGCUGCUGGGGCUGGGGGCUGAUGGCCUGGCCCAGGAGCAGCUCGGGAAAGGGAAAACACCUUCACUGGAGAGGAAAACAGAUGAAGCCACGGAGGAGACACAAACAUCUUACCAGCUUGACCCUGAGCAGCGUGACGGGAGUGUGAACCCUUCCAUUGCCGGAGCCUGCCAGCUGCAGAGCUCUGCCCCAGCAGCCCCACAAUGCCUUCCCCAUCCCGGGGAGCUGGGGGGACACCUGGCUCUGGAGGCCCCAGGGCAGGUCCUGAAACCUGGGGCUGAUGUUACAGAGGCUAGAGAGAGCGUGGAGGCCAAGCCAGCUUCGCCCAGGAGGGGCAGCAGGAUCCUGGCCAGCAAGCUGACACCAAAGAGACACAGAGAGUCCCCCAGGAAAGCAGCUGAGGAUGCAGAGAGGGGUCCCACAGAGCCAGCUCUGCCCCAGGGCUCCUCCCAGCCAGGUCCCCCCUGCUGGGACAGCCCUGCUCUCAGCUCUCUCAGUGGCAGCUCGGCACUGCAGAGUUCGCCGGUUCUCCCCAAGGGUUCUUACCAGUUUGAUCCCAAUAACUUCGACUCCGUGGAUCCAUUCAAGCCCACCAAGACGCUUGCCAGCACCAACGCUGACUCUUGCUCCAGUGCAGAUAACAGCCUCAAUGAAAUCCUCGAGUCUCAGACGCUGGAGAUGCAGGAUGAUGCCCUGAAAGGCACAGACUCCCCCAAGAAGCCCAAGUCACGGCUGAUAACGACUACUGAGCAAGUGAAAUUUCUCUGUUUUCUGUUGAGCGGCUGCAAGGUGAAGCAGCACGAGGCACAGCCCCUGGUCCUGGACAUGGGCGCUCAGGAUGAAGGAGUGCUGAUCUCAGAAAUGCCAGCCAUUACAAACCGGGAUGGGCGUGCCACCGAUGAGGAGAAGUUGGCCUGCACCAGCUCCAUGCAGAAACCAUCUGGGAUGGAGAAGAAGGCCGAGCCAGAAGAUGACCUGGAGUACUUUGAGUGCUCAAACAUCCCCGUGUCUGCAGCAAAGCACAGACCAGAGGCAGGUUUUGAAAGGGAGAUCUGCAAGCAGAUGGAAAAGGGAGGGCCUGGCAUCUUCCCUGACAAUCCCGGGCUGUGCUCCAUGGACAAGUGUCCCAGCAGCGAGAGUCCCCUGGCUGGCAUCUGCCUCAGCGAGUCGGAGAAGGCGGCCGUGCUCACGCUCAUCAGGGAGGAGAUAAUCACCAAGGAGAUGGAGGCCAACGAGUGGAAGAAGAAAUACGAGGAGAGCCGGCAGGAAGUGCUGGAGAUGAGGAAAAUCGUGGCUGAGUAUGAAAAGACCAUUGCCCAGAUGAUAGAGGAUGAGCAGAGGACAAACAUGACGUCUCAGAAGAACCUGCAGCAGCUCACAAUGGAAAAGGACCAGGCUCUGGCAGACCUGAACUCAGUGGAGAGGUCCCUGUCAGAUCUGUUCAGGAGAUAUGAAAACCUGAAGGGCGUCCUGGAAGGAUUUAAGAAGAAUGAAGAAGCUCUGAAGAAAUGUGCUCAGGAUUAUCUAACCCGUGUCAAGCAAGAAGAGCAGCGGUAUCAGGCCCUGAAAGUCCACGCAGAAGAAAAAUUAGACAAGGCCAACGAGGAGAUCGCCCAGGUGCGCGCCAAGGCCCGGGCGGAGAGCGCGGCGCUGCACGCGGGGCUGCGCAAGGAGCAGAUGAAGGUGGAGUCCCUGGAGAGAGCCCUGCAGCAGAAGAACCAGGAGAUUGAGGAGCUGACCAAGAUCUGCGAUGAGCUGAUAGCAAAACUGGGAAAGUCCGACUGAGCCUCAGCACCCCUCGCCCAGCACUCUGCACUUGGCUGCUUUUCUCGUGAUGUCGAGCACCUUGCCUUACCCCGGAGUCCCCACAGGAGAGCUCAGGUUCCCAGCCUGGCUGCCAGGCCUGUGGCUCCUGAGCAGAGCCGCUCCUCUCACUCCCCCGUCUGCUUCCCACAGCUCUGGGGCUCUGUGGUCAGCCUGGGCCUGCCUGUCCCUCCCAGGGCCUGCCUGUCCCUCUGUGCCAGUGCCACCUCUCAGGCUGGAGGUGACAGCCUGGGCUCUGUCCCCCUGGGUUGGCUGGGUCUAGUUGUGUCCCCAGCACACUUUGUCACUUACUGUCCUCUCGUGCUCAGCGGGGCAGGUCCAGCCCCGUGCUGGCUCCUGCCCUGGGAUGUGGGUGGUGGCAGGGCUGCACUGCUGGCUCUGGCCCUGGGAAAGGGGAGCUGGCCCUGGGAAAGGGGAGCUGGCCCUGGGAAAGGGGAGCUGGCCCUGGGAUGGCCGGGCUCUGCUUGGUGGGUGAAGCACAGCACAGCAUCUCCCUGUCCCUGUCCCUGUCCUGGUUCAGGCUGUGCCAGCCUCAGAGGAAGGGAGCUGACAUCUCUGCAUUUGUGCACUUUAUGAGCAUUUAUGGGCACUUGGCUCUCUGCUCACUCCUUCCAGACAGGCACGGUGCUGACACAAGGCACGGCUUGUUCCCCCCUAGAGCACUGAAACAAUCACACCUGAGUAACUUCAGUCCUCCCAGGAGAGUCCUGGUGAGGGCAGGCAGGAGGUUUCUGCACCAGGAGGUGUUUGAGAAGCAGGGGAGGUGUUGGUUCUGGAGAGCAGGGACUGCCUGUCCAUCCUGGCCGUGGCCAUCCUGGCCGUGUCCAUCCUGGCCGUGUCCAUCCUGGCCGUGGCCAUCCUGCCCGUGGCCCCUGCGGGGUUGGGUGACCUCCUGCUGGACACGGGCAGAGCCAGGGCAUUGCUGUUGAGUUUCUGUGCCAUGGUGAGACCAAGGUUCCAUUUCAGAGGCUGCAGGAGGAAGGAGGUGAGCCCUGAGCUGCCUCGUGGCUGCUGCAGUAACUGCAGGGCUGGAGGAUUCUUUGCCUUGAAUGGAUAGAUAUGAAACAAGGGAAAUAUUUUCAGUUUGGACUGUUUCCUGCCCAGCCUGUUGAACACUUUCACAAACCUUUUUGCUGCUACCUUUUUCUAACAGAAUUGAGCUCUUUUCCUUCUAUUUUCUAAUUCCCUAUGCUGAGCAGGGCGAACACCUGUUUAAGCCAGAGCCAUACACUUGAUUUUGUUUUAUUAGUUAUAUAAUAUAUAGAGGGUUUAUUCUACACUUAAGCAAAGGUGUCAGCAGCCUGCCCCAGCUCCCCUGCUGUUCCCCACUCCCAGUUAUCCCAGUAACAGACUGGUCACAGAAGCCAGUGGCUGACACCACUCAAAGCAGUGCACCUGUUGCUUGUGCUGGAUAUUCACCCUUUGCACGGUGGACAGAAAAGAAAACCCCUCUUUUCCCCUCUCUUUUUCACCCCUUUGACCUCCCCACAUGUCCCUGGUGAAAAAGCUUCAUUAGAAAAUCAAGGACUAUUUCUGCUGCCCUUGGGGAGUCAGUGCAGGAAAACCCCUGAGACCAGAGAUUUCUUGGGCAGAUGGAUUUUUCUCUUAGGGAAGCAAAAUGCAGCAUUGCAAAACCUCAGAGCUGGUUCAGGGCUGGUUCAGGGCUGGUUCAGGGCUGGGCUGGUUCAGGGCUGGUUCAGGGCUGGUUCAGGGCUGGUUCAGAGCUGGUUCAGGGCUGGGCUGGUUCAGGGCUGGUUCAGGGCUGGUUCAGGGCUGGUUCAGGGCUGGUUCUGGGCACAGGGGCACUGUCCUGCCCGUGGUUCCACUGUCCAGCUGGCAGAGCCCAGGUGUGGGAGGGAGGCAGGUCCCAGGUGGGGACUGUGGCAGCCCCCUCAGCCUUCUGCUUUGCUCAGGGCUGUGAUGUUCACCUGCUGUCAGGUCAGUCUCUCCUCGGGGCAUUGCUCUGGCCCUUGGAGCUGAUGGAUAAUUGCAGAAGUUUAGAUUUCACCACUCAUCAGUUCCCCAGCCCCUGACCUGCACACAGCAGUCAGCACUGCAGCUUUCCCCGUGGGCUGUGAGUGAAGCACAGCUCCUCUGUGAUACCCCACGGGGCACAGGCCAUCCCUCCUGUCCCAGUGUCCCUCCCCAGUGUCACCCAGCCCUGCCGUGCUGCUCCCGGUGCUGUUGCUGUGCCUGUCCGCACGCACCCCAGUCUGGGCAAAGAAGAUUCCUACGGAAUGAUUAAUUAACUAUAAUAUGGUUAUAGUCACAUAUAUAUAAAUACAUGUAUAAUGGGUAUAGCUAUAUAAAAUAGAAGUUUGCCAGCAGGCAGGAUGGUUGCACCUCGUGUGCCGCGCUCAGACGUGCUGAGGUGGUGGUGUCCCCAUGCCUGGCGCAGGGAAUGGCAGGUCCCUGCACGUGGUGUCACAGCUGGGUGUGUUUGUCCUCUGUUUCUUGCAGUAGACUUUAAAUGCCCCUUCUGGCAGCAGCGGGCCCUGCCCCUGCUGCUGCCUUGCUGUUUGCAGUGUGUGUUUGCCAGCAGAGCUGUCUGUAACCAAGUGCCAACCAGUAACCCCCAACUACUGAUCUCUUCCCCCGUCCCUCCACUGGGGCCUCCCCCAGGCAGGAACUUCCUCUGCCUUGACUCCUGCUCCUCUGCUUCCAGCCAUGUGUGUAACUGCCAUCGCCAUCGAUUUUAUAUGUAUGACAAUUUCCCUUUUAUAUGUCAGGUAAAUAUUUGUAAGAGUUAUACUCACACAAAUGAGAUUAUUAUAAUGAUUACUAAUAUAUUUUUUCCAUGUUUCAUUGCCUGAGUAAAAACUGUGUUUAUCACUCUU
This is a messenger RNA of Parus major (Great Tit), 5240 nucleotides long. RefSeq names its product transforming acidic coiled-coil containing protein 1 (gene TACC1). The transcript has 15 exons. Gene Ontology annotation, biological process: cerebral cortex development; mitotic spindle organization; cell population proliferation. Lineage: Eukaryota; Metazoa; Chordata; Aves; Passeriformes; Paridae. The record is from RefSeq and is a predicted model, not a curated record. Bases 22 to 2364 code for a protein of 780 amino acids. Gene Ontology annotation, cellular component: cytoplasm.